Messenger RNA from Penicillium manginii, 1194 nucleotides. Its product is annotated as bestrophin family protein. Gene Ontology annotation, molecular function: chloride channel activity. Lineage: Eukaryota; Fungi; Ascomycota; Eurotiomycetes; Eurotiales; Aspergillaceae. The record is from RefSeq and is a predicted model, not a curated record. The transcript has 4 exons. The coding region runs from base 1 to 1194 and encodes 397 amino acids.
AUGUCCAUCGAACGGGUUCGCCAGAGCGGCCCGCGCUUGAACUUCAGCGAGCCGCCCACCCCGACCAUGAGUCGUCAGAAUACCUCGCCAUACGAGAGACACCACAAGCGUCGCACAACACAUCCGCACUUGCUUUCGUCUCGCAGGAAGCCGAGGAGAUGGCCGCUCGUCUUCCGCUUUAUCAAGGGCGCAAUCCACGCCGAGAUCAUUCUACCCGUUUUUCUGCAUGCAUGGUUCACUGCAUUCGUGGUCUAUCUCGAUACCUAUGUCUUUGAAUCGGUCGGAUUACCCGCUAGCAUUAUCCCAUCCCUCUCCAUCGUCGUGGGUCUAAUCCUCGUCUUCCGCAACCAAACCUCCUACAAUCGCUUCUGGGACGGCCGCAACGGCAUGAGCACACUAAACACCUGUGUCCGCAACCUCUCAAGAACAAUAGUAACAAACAGCUACAACAAGCUCGGCCCACCGACGCCCUCCGAGCGCGAAGACAUAGAGCGCACGAUCCGCAUCCUAGUCGCCAUCCCAUUCGCCACGAAGAACCAUCUCCGCGCGGAAUGGGGCGCCGCAUGGGCUGGCGGCGGCUUUCUCGGAAACGACCUGAACGAGCACGGAGAUGCGGCUUAUAACCCCGAAUAUGCGGGUUUACUUCCAGCCGGACUGGAAGGACACGAAGACGAGGGACUGGGAUUACCGUAUCAGUUGACGUUCUUUGUGGACGGAUUCAUCAAGCGCGGGGAGGGGAGGGGGUGGUUUAGUGCGCCGAGUGCGAGCCAGAUGCAAGCGCAGUUGAAUACGCUUCUUGAGGCGUAUGGGCGGAUGGAGACUAUUAAAUUGACUCCGAUCCCUGUCGCACAUCUGAUUCAUCAGAAACAGGUUCUCGCGCUAUUCGGCUGCGUACUGCCCUUUGCGAUGGUGGAUGAGAUGGGAUGGUGGGCUAUUCCUAUCGUUAGUUUGGUGAUUUUUACUCUUUAUGGUAUUGAGGGGAUUGGCUCUCAGCUUGAGGAUCCCUUUGGUUAUGAUAGGAAUGAUAUCAAUAUGGAUGCUUUGGUUGGUGAUACCAAAACGGAGAUUGAUGUUGUUCUCAGCGAGUGGCGUCAGCAUUGCAAAAUGGUGGAGGGUAGUAUGAAUGUGCGAGGGGGGAGACGCAUGGGAAUCAAUGUUUGGACGCGGGCGGCAAUGGCAAUGGCAUCACGUUGA